Messenger RNA from Rotaria socialis, 1212 nucleotides. Lineage: Eukaryota; Metazoa; Rotifera; Eurotatoria; Philodinida; Philodinidae. The record is from the annotation of a GenBank genome assembly.
AUGCUAAUGAUUUGGGAAAGUUUGCAGAUGAGAAAUUUAACGUGUCGUCAUUCUCGACGGAAUCUAUUGAUCGGCUCGUGUUUGUUAAUGGCGAUAACUUUAUUUAUUCGCUUACAACUUUACCAACCAAUACUCAAUAGUUAUGAUGGAAGCGAAGACGAACCAUUACAUUGUAAUCAAGCAAUUAUUCGAAAACAUUUUAUGGAUGAUAAAACUCCAAAAGAACUAUUCGAACAAGCUCCAGUUCGUGCGGGUUUUGAUUAUGAAAUAGCAAAUGGAAAUUUUUGUUCAGCUGUAAAACCACAUGCUAUUAUAUUUGUUAUUUCGAAGUCAAACAAUUAUGAUUCUCGCAAUGCUAUUCGUCGUACAUGGGGUAAUUUAGCGCCCAUAAGAUCUCUUCAGCAAUUUUCUCAUCUUGAAUUGCGAAUUAUUUUCCUUAUUGAUAUUGAUGAAAGUCUUUUAUUGAGUAUCAGUCUUGAACACAAAUUAUUUCAUGAUAUUGUUCAAGUUCAUCUACCACAACAAUACUCAUUGUCAACAUAUCGCGAUAUGGCUAUGCUACAUUGGACUGAUACAUAUUGUUCAGAAGCAAUCCUGACAGUCAAAACCGAUGACGAUAUUUUUCUUAAUACCUAUUUAUUAGCAAGUUUAGUCAAUGCUAUUCUUAAGAAUACGACCAUUGAUGAAUCGAAACUUGAAUGCAACUAUUCAGAUUCAUCAGCUAUUAUCUAUGGUUACGAACUUCUAUAUGCUAAAGUGGUACGCUAUUCAAAUGACCCCAUUCUAGAAGGCACACGCUAUAUUGUAACGAAAGAUGAAUAUCCAUGUGUACACUAUCCAACUUAUAUGAGUGGUUUUAGUUAUAUUGUUAAUCGUCCUGCACGUUCAAAACUUCUAUGUACUUUUUUUCGAGAUAAAAAACCUUUACAUAUGUCCGAUGUGUACGUAACAGGCAUAAUACCUGAAUAUAUUGGCAUUGAACGGAAACAUUUUGGUUUAGCAAUUAAUUAUCGAUCCAGUGAUGAUUGUGAACAUUUUUUUAAACAAAAUGAUGCUGAUAGUUAUGCAUGCGCCUCAUCGUUACAUUACAAUAAAAAACAGAUUGAUAUAUUUGAACGUUUUCACACUUAUUGGCAGCAUGUUGAUAAAAAUAGAUUUUUGUAUAUAAAUCGAAAGUUUAAUCAUAUGCAUAAAGAUUUUAAAGCUUAUUAA